This is a messenger RNA of Sardina pilchardus (European sardine), 1889 nucleotides long. It is a transcript of the gene ccdc83, whose product is annotated as coiled-coil domain containing 83. Lineage: Eukaryota; Metazoa; Chordata; Actinopteri; Clupeiformes; Clupeidae. The record is from RefSeq and is a predicted model, not a curated record. The coding region runs from base 257 to 1426 and encodes 389 amino acids. The transcript has 10 exons.
UGUCAAAGCGAAUCCUAUUUUAACAUAAGCCAUUACAGUCGGAAGUGAGUGGGUUACUAUGGUGACAGGAUUUGUUUUCCUCACAGGCGUUUCUUCCAGACACAAGGAAAACAAUCACAAAUGCGCACCGGGCAUUCACUUGGAGAUCUGAUAUGAUUUGAUCUGACAUAAUGUGCUGACAUUUUUUUGUGGUCUCGAGCUUAAUAGGGCGUCACUUUCACGCCCAUUAGUGGUUAACGCUGACAUUGGACGAACUAUGGGAAAGAAAACCAGCGACGAAGAUGCCUCACUUGCAGAAUCUUUUAUAGAUUUCCAAAUUCAAGUGAAAAGAAAGGAAAUUGAGGAAUUCAAGGAGGAUGUCGCACAGCUUGAGAGCGAAAAACAAAAACUUCUCGAACUGAGGGACCAGUUGCGAGAGGAGCAAAAGGGCCACAUCACAGUGCUGCGUAAACAAGCCAAAGAGCAGGAGCGGAAGCUCGAACAGAGAGGCGAGGUGAACAAGGAACAGGUUGAGGAUGCUCUCCAUCAGAACCUGGAGUUGAGUCGCAAUAAAGAAAAGGAGCUUGCAGAAUUAAACCAGGGCCUGAAGUGUCUUGUGGAGCAGGUGGUGGCAUUGCAAGCCGAGAGGGAAAUAUGGCUGCAGUAUAAACAUGUGGGCAGACACAAAGAUAAAGAGCGGACUGAUCACCUAAAGGAGGAACUUGCUGGAUUACAAAAGAACUUUGAGGAGAUGGCAGAAAAUAUUAAUCGAUCCUUAGAAGUGACAUUCAAUGAAAUUGAUAAGAAAAAAGUUCAGUUGAUGGAUGACAAAAAACAGCUUGCCUCAGAGAGAGCAAUCAAGCUUCUCGACAAGAACACUCGUCAGGAGAUCAAAGAGAAUGGAUGGCUUAAGAAAGAGGUCGCUGUAUACAAAAUGGAAGUUUCCAUUAUGGAAGAAGCUGUACAGAAGCUAGAAGAAGAGAACUUGAAGCUCACAAGUGACCUGUUUACACAGCGCUUGGAGGACCUACAGAUAUCCAGGAAUGUGUUUCUCACUCAAGCAGCUGGACUUGGACCAAGUGAUUCUUUCACACUUGAGGAUACCUUUAUGAAAAAGGACUCAACAGUGCAGGUCCGUGGCCACAUGGCUGUCGUCCAGGCAGCAGUGGACGGCGUGGUGACCCAGGCGGAGAUCGGUGACCGCGGGUGCAGUGGCGGCUCCCCUGCAGCCGUGUCUGAAGAGGGCUGGCCACAGGACCUCAGGCCACUGCUGUAUGGCGGUCAGAUACACUUGAAAGAGACCAUGCACCUGGGCUCUCUGGAACAGAAACUGCUGAGUGUGGUGGGCCAGACCAUGCCCCUGCACACAGCCUCGCCUGAUACCCACUGCUCGGGCGGCGACGACUGGCCAGUCACUGUUCACAUCAUCCGGAACAGGUUCCAAUAGUUUCGGGCUCGCUAGCUACUGCACAAAUGAAAAGGCCUUUUAAACAUAUGUUACAAAACCCCACACAUUUUAGGAGUUCUCACUUAACUGGUGAAAUUAUUGAGAAGUAUGUCUACACAUGACUUUAAACAUAGCUAUGUAUAAUAAACAUCUGCAAGGGAUUACAUUUAUACCAUUAACUAUUUCUAAGCGCUUCGUAAACUAUACACUGUUUUUGUAACUAGUUUUGAAUGCUGAUACACAAAUGAAUGCAAUGCACACACGGUCGUCGUGGAAGCUGCGCUUUAUUUGAAAAUCAACCAAAUUUUGCUUACAUACAUUUUUAAUAUAUAACCAAAAAUAGAAUCUGCAGGGACACGGUAGCAAAUGUGCUAAUCAAUGAAUAGAAUGACCUCCAUAUUCUGACCAUCCUUCACAUUAUCCCCCCCACCUCCCCGAAACAAGACAGGGUCGAUUUUAUAUA